Podarcis lilfordi (Lilford's wall lizard) is the source of this 31127-nucleotide messenger RNA. Lineage: Eukaryota; Metazoa; Chordata; Lepidosauria; Squamata; Lacertidae. The record is from the annotation of a GenBank genome assembly.
ACUUGAUAUUGCUGGCCGCCCGCCCUCGAUUCUCCUUUCUGGGAUUUGCUGGCUGCUGAGCUGCGGGAGGCGCCGGAUCUGCGCUGCUUUGGCUGGUGAGAGGCGGGAACAGGGCAGUGUGGGGGCGCUGGGCUGCUGAAAGCCGGGGAGGCCGCGGCUCGUUCUCUUCCCCUCUCCUCACUCACUCACUGCCGAGUUGCUGUCUCUUUUGCAAGCGGAGUGCCGGGUUGCGUCAGCGCCUCCCUACCGGGAGCGCGCCGACCAGCCAGGCAGGAGUUCAACAGGUGUAGCUUCGGUUUCCCGCGAAGAUUCGGGCGCUAUAACUUUUUAGGGCUUCCUCCCGCCGCCUCCUCUGCGCGGGGAGGCGCUCUCUGUCCAUGCUCAGACACACACACACACACACACACAAAAAAAAAACCCCGCUUCGUAGAGGCGCCGCGUGACCUCCCCCCUUCCCUGAAAGAAGGUUCCGCAUCUGGAGCAGAUUGCGCCCUGGUGCCCCGCAGGUGGGAGGGGGUUUGGGUUAGCUUGCGGCGGCCCCCGUAAAUAUCUGUCUGCAGGGCAGAGGGGUGUGGGACGGCAUCGAGCUCGCUCCGGGAGGUUGCAUCAUCCAUCUUUUCCCUAUAGUUUAGAGAGUAAGAUCCGGUUGUGAGAAAGACCUGAGCACGCUUCUCUCUCUCAUUCCACACCUUUUCCUGCCGACAUCCUGGCUGGAGUAUUCCCUGAGCUGCUGUUGAUGUUGGUUCCUACCCCAAGCAGCAGACAUCCUCACUGGCGACCAGGGCUGUUUUCCAAAUUCACCACCCCUGCCCUGCCCAAAGCAACCCCUGCCCUUUGGAAAGGUGGGCAAGGCAGUUGUAGACAGACAUCUGUCCCCGUAUCUUCUAUGUAUGUUUGUGUCUCGCCCUGCAAGAGUGAAGUUCAGAUUGGGCGCUUUGGGAUGAAAAAUCAAAUCAGAUUCCUGAACAUGGCAGAGGCAGCCGCUGUAAGGAGACUUGCCAGGAAUUCGGAGAAGGGGAGAACAGUAGCCAAGACAGAGAUCGUAUCAUUCCUGUAGCAUUUUCAUAACAACUGCCAACCCCUUCUAUUGUGUUCACUCCAGAUUACUCUGCCUUACUUCGCUUUUUUUGUGAGGGUCUGAUUUAACUGAUUCUCCUAACUUGCCGAAAUGCCUGCCCCCCGCCCCACCCCGCCCCAAAAUAAUAAUGGAACGCUGAUAUACCAGUCACCCAACUUUCCUGUCCAUCAGUCUGAUGCUGCCGGUACAAUGUUAUGUAUGCAUUUUUCAUUGCAUUAAUUUCAUACAUGUGCAUUUUCUUGUUGGCUAUCUUAUCUAUAUCUUGCUUUUACACUUAAAACCAAUGUCUAAAGUGCCUCUACAAAGAGAAUAUUGGGAAGACUCUGCCCGUAUGAUAGAAUCAUAGAGUUGGAAGGGACCCUGAGGGUCAUCCAGUCCAACUCCCUGCAAUGCAAGAAUCUCAGCUAAAGCAUCCAUGACAGGUGGCCACCCAACCUCUGCUUAAAACCUUCAAGGAAGGAGAGCCCACAACCUACCCGAGGGAGACCAUUCCACUGUUGAACAGCUCCUAGUGGAUCUCGGGGGUGGGGAGAGAAUGCAAGCAAGCCCAGUGGUCGUUGGCUUGCCUCUAUGGACCCUUCAGUCGUUGGUGCUGGCUUCACAGCCGGACAACACCUUUGUGAGGAACCAACCAUGUUGUCAUAAAAGAAUGGCAGGCUGACACAUCCUCUAGAACUCUUCAUUGCAAAGAGUAGGAGGGGGCGGCGGUUGAGGAAAAACAAGAAAGCAAAAAACUACAGAUUUGGGCGGGGUGUUGAUUCAGACUGUCCAGGCCGUGGGAAAUUCCUUGUCCAAUUUCUGGCUUUCAGCUGCUAAAUUAAAAAAGAGUGUGGGUGCGGGAACUGAUCUCUGCCUGGAACAGCCCCUGGCACUAUUCGGUGCUUCUGGCUGCAGCAGUUGCUUGGCUGAGUCCUGUCUCCGUAGUGCCUAAGCAGAGAAGGCAGUGCCUCCCUUUGCUGCCUCUGCAUUGUUGUAGCUCAGUGGGUAGAGCGCAGCGCUGAUAAUGCCAAGGUUGCAAGUUCAGUUCCCAAAUGCAUUGCAGGAGGUUGGACUAGAUCAGCAAACUUUUUCAGCAGGGGGCUGGUCCACUGUCCCUCAGACCUUGUGGGGGGCUGUAUUUUGGGGAAAAAUAAUGAACGAAUUCCUAUGCCCCACAAAUAACCCAGAGAUGCAUCUGAAAUAAAAGGGCACAUUCUACUCAUGUAAAAACACUCUGAUUCCCCGACUGUCCGCAGGGCGGAUUGAGAAGGCGAUCGGGCCUUAGUUUGCCUCCCCAUGGACUAGAUGGUCCUCAGGGUCCCUUCCAGCCAGUGCCGGAUUUAUGUAUAAGCUAAACAAGCAAUAGCUUAGGGCCCCACUCUCUUGGAGGCCCCCCCAAAAAUAAAAGGGAAAAAAACCUGGAUGUACAUUUACAAAAUUUUAAGUUAGAGCUUAAUAAUUAUUUCACUAUUAACAUCCUUCUUAACUGUAUUUCACUACAGUGGUACUUUGGCUUACCACCAUAAUCCAUUCUGGAGGUCCGUUUGUAAACCAAAACAGGUUGUAACCCAAGGCGCGCUUUUGCCAAUGGGGCCUCCAAAAAAUUCGUUCAUAAUCCCCCCCCCCCCCAAAAAGGGUUGUAAUCCUAAAAAAGGUUGCAAACUGGAACACACACUUCCAGGUUCGUCGUGUUUGUAAUCCAAAACGUAUGCAAACCAAGGUACCACUGUAUUAAUAUACUUCUUAAUUGUAUUUCAGUUCAACAAUUACUUUGAUAAAAUACAUACCGUAUUUUUUGCUCUAUAAGGCUCACUUUUUCCCUCCUAAAAAGUAAGGGGAAAUGUGUUCGCGUCUUAUGGAGCGAAUGCAGGCUGCACAGCUAUCACAGAAGCCAGAACAGCAAGAGGGAUUGUUGCUUUCACUGCGCAGCAAUCCCUCUUGCUGUUCUGGCUUCUGAGAUUCAGAAUAUUUUUUUUCUUGUUUUCCUCCUCCAAAAACUAGGUGCGUCUUGUGGUCUGGUGCGUCUUAUAGAGCGAAAAAUAUGGUAUUUUGUUAUGUGCAAAUGGCUUUAGAUACCUAUUAGGUCCAUAAAUUACCAUAUAGCAUAUACAGUGGUACCUCUGGUUGUGAACAGGAGCCCUGUUCGCAACCUUAGGGGACGCAACCCGUGUCUGCGGGUUGCGAUUUGCCACGUCUGCGCAUGCGCGAGCGGCGAAACCCGGAAGUAACCUGUUCCGCAACCUGAAAAUAUUUAACCUGAAGCAAACAUAACAAGAGGUAUGACUGUAUUCAACACAAAAAACAGUGACAAUUUGUUGUUUACAAAGGACAGCUGGACAUAUAAAGGGCCCCAUUACUCCAGUAGCUUAGGGCCUCAUCAAACCUAAAUCCGGUCCUGAUUUCAGCUCUACAAUUCUACAGUCCUGUUAUUCUAAUCCACAGGUAACUCCCAGUAUGAAACACGCCCUCUUAAAACUGGUGCAGUUUUAUACUGUGGGGAAAAACAUUAACAAUACUCACUUGAAGGAAUAUGCCUCCGAGCACCAUUGCUUUUAUGCAGGUCCUGCUUGUGGGCUUCCUGGGGUAUUCUGGUCAGUCAUUCAAGAGGAGGAAAGUGCUGGAUUUAGAGAGCUGUUGGCCGGAUCCAGCAAGCUGCUCUUAGAUUCUGGUGAAAUCCUGCUUACAGAAUGUGCUAAAGGCAUGCUCUCCAGCAACUUCUGGACUCCAGCUCCUGCCAGCCCCAGCCAGUGUGGCCAGUGCUCAAGGAUGAUGGGAGUCAUGGUCCAGCACCAACCAAAGGGCAGCACAUUUUCCCGUCUCUGCAUUGGGGGGUAGCAGCUUCCAAAAUCCCUUUGCAAAAAACAAUUGCCCCCUUACUGGAGGCAAUGCUAAUAUCUGUGUUCCUCAGAUACACUUGGCCUUGCUGUGAAGUAGCAGGCCGGAUCCCAAUCCUGAGGCUAUAUUGAGAACAGGAUGCAUGAACAGGUCAGGGGGCUUCCAGGAUGAGGAGUGGCUCAGUGGGGCGUUGGAGUAGGUUUAAAGGGCGCUUGUGGUGCUAGCCUCAGGAUCCCAUCUCGUCUGUUUAUCCUGCUAUUGUUACCUGUGGCACUUAAAACUCCUAGGUCUUUUGAAAUCAAGGAAGGGUGGGGAAAACCCUUUCAUCCCUGUGUUUGAGCAUGACUUCUGCUCAAGUUUGCACCCUGGGGGCUACUUCCUGCCUGUGCCUGCCUUAGCUUGGUGACGAAGGAACUGUCUCGCUUGCAGAAGGUCCAGUCUCCAGGCAAAGCGGAGAGAGCGCCUGCUCUGAAACCCCAGAGAGCUGUCACUGCAGAUAGCUCCAAGCUAGAUGGAUUGUGGUCUGACUCUACAUAACGCAGCUUCUGAUGUUCCUUGGCAGCGUGGUAGUGGGGAGCAGAAGAGGGUCAGUUGGCAAGCAGGGGAAGAGGAACUGUAACUGUACCCAGCAUUCCUCAGUCUAUUUGUGCCCAGGAAUCAGAGUACAGUACAGCAGACCUGCUCCCAGCUGCUUUCUGACUUGCCUUGCUGUUUCUCCUCUUCCUAGAAUAUAUCUGUGGGGAAGAAGUGCUUGAUAUUAACUGAGCAGCAAGCAGCUUUUGAAAACAGCCAGGUGGGUACUUCCCUUUGCUCCCAAUUCAGCUCUGCGAAUGUUUCUCCUGUUUGUUCUUAUCCCUAUUGCAUGACUUCCACCGAUAAUAUCGGGAUGAGCUGAGCACUUCCUUGGUUGCAGGAGGGGAGUCUGAGCCCGUGUUCACACACACACACACACACACACACACACACACACACACACACACACGCCCUACUCAGUCAAGCAGGAAUUUUUGUAAGCCUCUGAAUGACACUAAGAACACUUCAGGAAAUUGUGUGCAGUCCCAGCCAGGUGUGUGUUUGUGUCUUGGGUGCUUGGAGUGUUAAGUGCACCAUCUCCCAGAUUUUUUAAUAACUUGUGAGAUGAAAGAGCCAAUUGUACAGAUGAUGCUCUUCUUCCUUCUAGCAAGGGGACAUGGGUGGUUUAGAUCUUUUCUUUGGUCCUCUGCUUCAGAUCUUUCUUGUGGAGCAGCUGACUUUAAAGCAGACCUCAUUAGCACCGCAUUAUAGAUUAGCUCCUGGAGGUUUCAGAGAGUUGGGCAAAGUGCUCUGAAAUGCCUCAGAGCUGCGGUUGAGUAAAUAGAGCCCUAGUGGGAAGGAAUCCCUUCUGGAAAUUGCUCCAGUUUGAAGGCUAGUAGACUAAUCUCUUCCUGGUUUGGGUUUUUUAACAUCUCUAUGGUUUCUGCCUUCCUCAACGUGGGGAUGAUGGGUGGCUUGAAUUGCAGCUCCCAUCAGCCCCCUGCUAGCCUAGCAAAGAGCCGGGAAUUAUGGAAGUUAUAGUCAACAUCUCUGAUCUACAGAGCAAAUUGAGGGGCGGGGUAAUGGGUGAAUGCAGUUAAUUGCCUUGAGGCACUUCUUGUUUUGUCGUUUACUCGUGUCCGACUCUUCGUGACCCCCUGGACCAGAGCAUGCCAGGCACUCCUGUUUUCCACUGCCUCCCACAGUUUGGUCAAACUGAGGCACAUACAAUCUUUUGAAACACAGUGGUGCAUGCUUAAACUUGGUUUUAGUCAAGCCUGAGAGCCAAGGAUUUUCUCUCAUCCAUUCCUUAGGGUCUAUAACAUACUGUGUGUCAUUUAUGGCCUUCCUGAGCUGGAGUGUGGAUCAGUUAGGUUGCUAAGCCAAGUGGCAAGGAGAAUGCACUUUUACGAACAUGGGAAACUGCCCUAUGUUACUGGUCCAUCUAGCUUAGUAUUGUCUGUACUGACUGGCAGUGUCUUUCCAAGGCUUCAGGCAGAGGAUUUUCUCCUUGCCACACUUGGUGAUGCUGGCGGCUGAUCCCAGGACCUUUUCCAUGCCAAACACAUGGCUCUGCCUCUGAGUUGCAGACCUUCCCCAAGGAGGGAAGUUCUGCGAGUGGGAGAAGAAAACCCAGUAACCUCUCUUAAUCUCUCUGCAAGAGACAUGACACCAGCUAGGACCAGCCAGUGGCAUUGCAUGACUUGGGACCCACCCAAAGCACAUUUGAUUCCGUGCCCUGGGUUGCCUCCAAAUGUUGUGUAGCCUGUAGCUUAAUAAGCCAUGCAGAGGGACGUGUGUGUAUGUGUGUGUGUGUGAGAGAGAGAGAGAGAGAGAAAGAGAGAGAGAGAGAGAGAGAGAGAGAGAGAGAGAGAGAGAGAGAAUCCUUCGCAGGCUUGUCAAGGCAAAGUUAAAUGAGUUGAGCAGCUGCAACAGAAGGAAGAGGGCUUGCUUUUCAUCUUCAGUGACUGGCUGAUGCAGUUGGCUGCCUCUUCCUGCAGCUCCUUGUAACUGUCCAGGACUUUUGCCCUCAUCAGUUCACGCUCAGAUGACUCUUCCUCUGUGACCAUCCCUCACUGAGAAAGAGGCCGCAGUAAAAGUGUAACUGCUCAGUGAAUCAUUCCUGCCCAAAAUGGGAACCGGCGAAUUGGCAGGGUGAUGCCCCAGUCUGUCACGGGGAGUGUGGCUGUGCCUAUCCUACAGGCUAUUACUGGGCUGUUCUUUAUCUGAUGUUUCCGACAGGGCUUCCAGAGCAGCAUGAAGGGUCUUGUUUCAGGGUAGGGACUGCUGCUCUCCAGGGAAGAGAUUGGCCUGAGGUUCUAUACUCAGAGUCUUUGCAGGGUGGAAGCCUAAGGCACCAGGAGUGGGAACCUGGGAGGGUGACUGGAAUAAGCGACAAUUGGCAUAUUGAGUGGCCAGCUGCAGUGGGUACAAGCCAAGCACCCCACGGGUUCAGGAGGGCCCCACACACUUUUCUCGGCCUUCCCGCAGUCGCCCAUAGACAAUGGCAGCAAAUCUCUGCUCUCCCCUGCAGUGGCUGCCCACCACUUUUACUGACCCGAAAUGCAAUGCCUUUGCCUAUAUAGCUAGGUGAUUUCGGCAUUGCAUGGUGGCCACCAUGGAGAAGAGCCAAGCCUGGUUCUUAUUCAAAAGUGCAUUGCCACUGAAAUGCUGCCCAGUGGAGAGCGGCUGGCAGGAGAGUCAGUGGGGUGGGGAGUUAUUGCAUAGAGGUGGCCAUGUUGGGGUGGCAGUUGUAAUGGCAGCACUGUGCCAAGGAGCCCCUGAGAUCUGGCACCAGCUCUGCAGCAAGGGCUCUUUCAAGGCCUCAGCUCCACUUGAACAUGGCCAUUUCCAGUGUUGCUCUUCCCACAGGCAGCUCUGCUUGUCCUUCUGAAGGUGUGUGCUGUUUCCUUAUUAAGUUACGCCUCAUGAACGGCUGCCAUCAUAAGGAGACCACCUCUCCGUGUCUGCGCCUCCCUGUUGGGACUCACGAUGGGAGUAGCAGGUGGUGGAGCUCUUCAGGGGGUCUGGCAUUGCUUGGGCUUGGCAAUUACGUUUCCCUCUGGAGCAAACAGAUUUAAUGAAAAGGAGCAAAUGGAGGUGGGGAGGGGAAGGGACUGAAAAACAAGCAAACAACCAAGACCUGUUUCUUGCAUUUUGCAACUUUCAUUAAUGCACCUGUGUUAUUUUUUUUAAUCAACACAUCUUUUUAUUGCGCAGGACUGAGCUACGGUCGCAAAAGUCCUCUUGAUCAGGAUAACAAACAAGGAGAUCUAAGAGCUCAAAAUGCUAAUUCCACAAUAAACCAACUUUUCAGUUAAGCUUUUAAUUUUAACCCAUCCUGUCUUCAGGAGAUUGUAAGAUAAUGCAUUUGGGAAGAAAACUCUGAAACGAACCAUUAAUUCUUGGUACCCGCAAGACACCCCUUAACCGAUAACACAUGAGUCGUGUUUGUUUGCCAAAGUCUAGAUUAUUGUCUUUGUCUCCAUAGCUCAUUAAAGUGCAGCUCCCACAUUCAGGUGAAAAUUGCCAACUAUUUCUCCCUCUGUCUCUGUCUCUCUUUAAAGGAAUGAUGGUUUGUAUUUCUGACAGCAUCAUGCCACUCAGGUGGCUUACCUAGCUCUGGCCUGCUUUUGCCCCCCGAACCUUAAAUCCAACAUGUAAAUACUGGGAAACAACCAAUAUAAAAGGAAAAUAAGAAAUGGGAGGACAUUUUUAUAUAUUUCAUUUAUUUCAAAAUAUUUGGGCAAAAUCUUCCCAAUGCAGCUUAUAGAAGAGCAAAGACAUAUAGAUUGUAAUAAAACCACAAUCCAAAACUAAAAAUAAUUGCUAUUACAUUAUUAAUAAUUUGUCAGGUUUUCCAUGAAGGUGUCUGAAAGCGACUUACAAGUAGAAACAAGAAAAUUAUGAAAUAUUAAAAAUAAUUAUUAAACAUUGUAUAAGCAUUGGGGCAGUAAAACAGUAGCACUUAAAAACAACACAGGAACACUGCAUAUUAAAAAGCAGUGUUAGCAGGGAGGAAGUGUUCAGACUCUUGUUUAAAAGUCACUAGAGUCAAACCUUGGUUUCUGAACGCCUUCGUUAUCGUGCAUUUUGGCUCCCAAACGCCAAAAACCUGGAAGUAAAUGUUCCAAUUUUCAAACGUUUUUUGGAACCUGAAUGUCCGACACGGUUCCGCUUGAGUGCGAGAAGCUCUUGCAGCCAAUUGGAAGCCACGCCUCGGUUGUCGAACAUUUCGGCAGUCGAACACUCUUCCGGAACGGAUUACGUUCAACAACCGAGGUUUGACUGUAACGUAGAAGCCAUGCAUACUUUGCUAGUGUGAAGGAGAGCCAUAUGCACCUGUUUCUAGUGGCCACAAGUUUGAUGGCAGGCCCCCAUGCAGGGCCUUUGAGCUUAAUCUUAAGGCCUGAACUGGUGUGAGUAUCCAAAUAACCUGGUCCCAAACCACUCAAGCCUUUAAAGGUGAACACCAGCACUUUAAAGUGGGCCAAGAAUCAGGACAUGAACAGCAAGCCAGUGUAAUAGGUGUUAUGUGCUUUGAAUAGGUAGUCCAGUCUUUGUCAGCCUGGUGCCCUCCAGAUGUUUUGGACUUCAGGUGUGGCUGGGGCUAACAUACUCUCCAACAUUUCUCUGAUGAAAAUCAGGACAUCCUAUUCAACAACGGUUGUUGUUGUUGUUGUUGUUGUUAUACCUCGCCCAUCUGACUGGGUUUCCCCAACCACUCUGGGAGGCUUCGAACACAUAUAACAACAUUAAACAUUAAACAUUAAAAAAACCUUCCCUACACAGGUCUGCCUUCAGAUGUCUUCUAAAAGUUGUAUAGUUACUUAUCUAUCUCCUUGGCUUGGGAGGUGCAUAAUUGAGCCAUACCCUCCAACAUUUCUCCGAUGGAAAUAGGGACGUCCUAAGGAAAAGCAAGACAUUCAAAUGAGAAACCAGGACAGCUUCUGUAAAUCCAGGACUGUCCCUGAAAAAUAGGGACACCUGGAGAGUCUGGGCCAAGGAGAGUUAUAGUCCUAGUUGUGGUUCUGUUGUGGCCCAACAAGCAUCUGAGCAGCUGUAUUUUGCACAAGAUAGAUUUAAAGAGCAUCUGUCCAAGGCAGACGUGAAUAGAAUGUGUUGUGGUCAUCUAGUGUGUGUGUAAUGAUGCAAGGACCACUUCCUCCAAAUAGCUUUCUGUAAUUCUAGAGAGCCGCCAGCAAAGGCUUUGCUUAAGGAAUGGGUCUGGUAUCCAAUCUGUAUGUUUCAUAUAGCUUUGUGAAGAACCCAGAAUUUGAAUGGCAUAUUGUGUUUGUGUAGCUGGCAGCUUUGCUUUUUGGCUGCAGAACUGAAUCAAGCUUGUUCUCUGGAGCAUGGCUCCCUAUUUGUAGCCCAGUGAAAAGAUCUAAGUUGGUAUGGAGAUUUUGGCAACCCUGUUUCUAGGCUGCCCUGUGCAUGGGCAUGGGCUUGCAGGGUGGAGUGCUGUGCUGUCACCACCACCCAAAUUAAAAAAUCAAAAUCCCUGAACAUAGAAAAGUAGGAUAUAAGGGGAUUUCUUCAAAUAUGGAAGGAUCUGCCAGCAAUCUAAAGUGAUAAUAGUGCAGAAAUAGAUUUAGACCAACAGAGCAGCCUAACAUUAGCCAGAGAGUGAGCACCUGAUGCCAACAGGGAAAGGGAGGCACAGCUUCUGGCUCCUGCCAGUCACAGCCUUUUCUUGCUUUCUUACCCCAGGCUUCCUUUUCUUCGGCAGUAACCUAGGUUACGCUAGUUUUCAGCUGGAGCUGGGGCCAGGCAACCAUGACCUUCUCUGAUGCUUCCUUCUGCUCAAGUAAAAUUAUUAUCUAUUAAUAGGAUCAGAUGAGCAUUGAAAGGCACAAUUAACUUCCUUGCUCUGGCAGUGAAAUGUGAGUUCAGUUGCUCUUCCGAGGAGGAAGCGUUUAAUUAUGUGUUUUGCCAACCCAACUGCCAACCUCGUAGAUAAGCUAGGGCACUUCCGGGCACUGAUUGCAGAGGGACAGCAUUUUGCUUUGGCACCUUUUCUUGUUCUGCUCUGUCAAUUCCAUCCCUUCAACCAGAACUUGUAUGAUCACAGAAGCUGCAGUGGUGCCUUGAUGUGAGCAAGGCUUCUCUAGGUAAGAGGCUGGUAGUUUAAUGUUUUCAAAGUGGUGGGAAGUUAUGAGGCAAAGCUCCUGGGUUUACUUCUCCUUUGGAUGGGAGAGCACUGUGAGUUGUCUUGGAUCCAACAUCCACCAUGCAUCGAUGAAAUCUUAUAUAAUCAAAACCCAUUGAAAAAGCCUGAAAACACCCUGUUCCACCCCCGUUCUGCCUUUUUAGAGAUUUUUCAGUGAUGUUUUUAUGAUGUCUCCAGGUCACUUUGGGGUUCAGUGCGAUGCACAUAUACACAGUCGCACACAUAUUGCAUGCGCGUAAACUGGGGGCUGUGUUGGGAAACUGUGUACGUGCAGCUACUCACACAUAGUCAAUUAAGGUUUGGCAGACAGCCAGAAGGCAAUCUGAAGGAGUAGGUCUGCCUGGUGAUAACAGAGGCAUGGAGACAGCUCCCUGACUGGUCAAGCUCUCUCAAGGGAGUGAUAAUUAAUGACCUACUAACUGGUAGUUCAGUGGUUCAGUGUGUCAGUGAGUGUAGGAGUUGUGAGUCGUGUCAGAGAGAGCUAGCAAAAGAUCCGUGUUCUGUUCCUGUAAAUAGUCCAUUGUAUAUAAUAAACACCUAACUACAAGUUGCUGGUUCCUGCUUCGUCUAUCCUGUCUGCAGCCAAGUCGCCAAUUGCUUCCGUGGAUUCUGCAUGUAUUCUGCUAAGGUCCUGCAACUAGUUGGAAAGUUGUGAAACACCAAAUAGGUUUUGCCAAUAGGCUGCCUGUAUGCUAUUUGUAUAAAUGUUAAAUGUUGUUAAAGAUAGCUUAUUAACUUUGCUCCACUAAACAUGAUUUGGUUUUCCCCACAGCAUUGCAGUUUGCAUUGAAUUGCAAUUUGCAAAGGUGGUGAUUAAAAAAUAAUAAUUCACCAGUGAAUGAAAUGAAGAUGAUGGUGCUGAAAUAUGGUCACAAAAUAUGACUUAAAGAUGCUGCACUUUGAAACUAAGUGUUGCGGGCAGAAAUUUCUAAGCAGGUGGAGCAUUCUGCAGAUGGAAUGAUUUCCUGUUGCCGCUUUUCACGAGUGGCACUACUUCUUAAGGACUCUUUUAUUCCAUCUUUUCCCUUUUCUGACUCUCUUCUUCACAGCCCUUUCUUUCAUCCUCAUUUUCAUUUGGUCUCGUUCUCUGGAUGGUGACUUGGCCCAGCUCUGUGGUACUGCUUUGCAACAAGGACCAGGUUGAACCUGGAGAACCUGCCCCUUGAGAUUCUCCUCCAACUGAGUCCUUUCCACCCCAGCUUGCUGUGGGCAGGUGGGGAGAUAAAUGGCAACCCACCCUGUCUUCUGUAGCAAGCCCAUUCAGGUUAAAGUGAGCAGGCUGCUGCAUCUCUCCAAGGUUUGCUGCUAACUCUUAAUACGCUUGUUCUUUAUAAUCCUUUGUUUUAUAGGGAAGGGCCCCCUAAUGAUCCAUAGUGGACUCUCUGGCACACUUCCCCCUGUCCCAAGUAUCCACAAGGCACAACCACUGAAUUAGAAACACCAUGAAUUAGAGACAUCUCUCCAUAUGAACUGACCCAAACCUUGCACUUGUCAUCUGAGGCACUUCUGUAUGUCCCUGAGAGGUUCGGAGAGAACACAAGAACAGGCCUUCUCUGCAGUGGCUCCCUGACUGGGGAAUGCUCUUCCCAGAGAGGCUCGCCUGGCACCAUCAUUACAUGUCUUUAGAUGGCAGGUGAAAAUGUUCCUCUUUACCCAAGCCUAGGCUAUUAAAUAACUUAUGGCCUCUUAAAUGUUGGGGGGCGGGGAAGGAGAUUGUUAGUAUGACUAUUUUAUUAUUAUGCUUUGCAUUAUGUAAUUAUUAUGCUCUGUAAAAUGAUGAUGUACAGCACCCUGGGAGCUUUUGAUAAAGGUUGGUAUAUAAAUUGAAUAAAUAAAAAUAAUAGAAUAAUAGGAUUGAAUAGUUGCAAGGUACCUCCAAGGGUCAUCCAGUCCAACCCCCUGCAAUGCAAGAAUCUCCACUAAAGCACCCAUGACAGAGGGCCAUCCAGCUGCUUAAAAACCUCCAAGGAAGGAGAGUCCACAACUUCCCGAGGGAGUCUGUUGCACUGUUGAACAGAUCUUGCUGUCAGAGACAGUAGCUUGCUGCUCCUCAGCAGUCUUCUGUGGCCUUCUGCUCUCCUUCCACGCCCACCAAACUCCAUACCCAGCCAGUGAGUUUUGCAUUAUCAACUGCUUUUUCUCAAUCAAACUAAAAGGCUUCCUUAAAUAAAACAAAAUCCACCCCCAUGUUUAUUUAAUAUUAAAACAAAUCCUAAAAAAUAAGUAGGAACACUAAAAGGUUUCCUAAGCAGCUUAGCCAGCCUGUUCCCACAUCUCUACUGAGGAAUAUGCUGCUAGGCAGUUUUGUCUGGUAGUUGUCCAGCCAUCUCAUGUCAGCUCCUGCUUGGAUCCCCUCCCCCCCGUCAAGCAGAGCUUCCCAUCCUUCAUGACGGCAGCAAGUAGUGGCCUCCGGUCCUGGCUGACCAGCACUGGACUGUUUCUAGGGUAGUAGGAUUCCUAGACCGGAGCACAGCAGGCAAGUUUGCUUUUGUCUUUCUAGAAAUGGUGCCAUGAUCACGGCAGCCUGGAACUGCUGAGUGUGUGUGAAGUCAAACGGUUACAUAAAGAAAAACAAACCAAAGCUGCUGGCUUUUGUAAGCUGUGUGCACUUGACUUUCUCCUGUUGCACUGGAGUGUGUGAUUCUGGAGGUUUAUGCUAGGCUUGGUUGUAGGGAUAUGGGAGGACGAAGCUGUCCUGGUGUGUUUGUCCAGGGGUUCUCCCCCUCCCCAUGCACAGGCUGAAAAGGCACUUUGGUUUGUGGGAAGAAGCGGUCGCUGGUAGCCAGGGGGCAAAAUCUUAAUACUUCCACCUGCUGAGAUCAUUUCUGGGCACUGUUCCCACAACAGACCCAGGCUUGAAAAAUAUGUUUCCUCACAUAACUUUUUCCAUUUUUAUUCCGCUCUGAUGGAAAUGGAAGUUUGCGUUCCUUUGGCUGAUGGCGAACAUCCAUCAAGGUGACACUUCCCCUCCUGUUUGUCAGGAGCCAGGAGGGUGACGCAAAGGACCAAAGCAAUGUUAUUGCAACUCCCACGCUAACAAGAUGCUUCCUUAACAUUUCGGCUUCAAAGGGUAAACUCUGGGUUCCAUCAAAAGAACCCUGCAGUCCCCAAUGGUGCUGUCUGUGGCCAUGAUCCGGAUGUUAAGGAACUCAACAGGGAAUUGUUAACCCACCAAGGGUUCAUAGCAGACAGUUACACAUAUAUCCUCAUGGCCAGCUCCUCUUCCUGCUGCUCAUUUGCUGGGUCAAUGUUUGUUUGUUUGCUUAAAACAAUUUUCACUGGUUUUUAAAAUAAAUACUAGAACCAUUAAACACUUAUGCACCAGUACAUCUAAUGGUGUUUGUUCCAUCUAUUGACUUUAGACAUAAGCUUCCAUAUUCAAUAAUAGUCAAACGUAUUACGUAACAUAACCUCUCCACUGAGAAGAUUCAGCGGUUAGUAUAACAAGGUCUUGAUUUGGGUUGGGUCUUGUUUGCAGCUAGAUCCCCUCUGUUCUUCUGAGUAGACCAUUCCUCAUGAGGGGACCUCUGGCGACAGAGCCAUCUGGCAGCUUCUAUGGAGGCUCCAGCAUUCCAGAGGAGAAAGGAGUUGUGGGCUUCCCAUAGGCAUCUGGUUGACCUUUCUGAAAAUGGGAUGCUGGAAUAGAUGGCCCACUGGGCAGAUCCAGCAGCCAGGCCCUUCAACCAAGUCCACUGUAGCCUUUACUCCUGAGGCCUGGGGGGCAAAUCACAUCAAGGCAGGGCUUGGGAUGUGGUCAGAGAGAUUACUAGGAGGCCGAAGUGAAGCAUCCAUGUUGUGGGUUCCUUCACACCCACAGCUGUACUAGAAGGGGCCCCAAUCCUCUUCUUCUGAAAAGAUGCUCCUGGGUUCUGGGAUGUUAGCUGGCCAACUGCAGAGGGCAUCUCUUUGUUGAUCUUCUCUUUGUACCUUCUGCAUGCCAGUUUCCUUCCACUGAUGUAAAAAACUAUCUCUGGGUUGGGAAACAUUUUGCACAUUUUCUGUGCAAAAGGAGCAGGAAAGGGAAGGAAAUAAACCAGAGAUAGAUCCAAAAAUAUUAGUACUGGCUUCCCUGUUGCCAAUACAGUGGUGCCCCGCAAGACGAAUGCCUCGCAAGACGAAAAACCCGCUAGACGAAAGGGUUUUCCGUUUUUCGAUGCGCUUCGCAGGACGAAUUUCCCUAUGGGCUUGCUUCGCAAAACGAAAAAGUCUUUCGAGUCUUGUGAUUUUUUUUCGCUCCCCCCCCCCUUUUUCUAAGCCACUAAUAGCCUUUUAGCCGCUAAGCCGCUAAGCCUUUAAUAGCCGCUAAACCGCUAAUAGCGCUAAUCCACUAAGCCGCUAAUAGGGUUGCUUCGCAAGACGAAAAAACCGCUAGACGAAGAGACUCGCGGAACGGAUUAAUUUCGUCUUGCGAGGCACCACUGUAUCUUUUUCAUAGCUGGUUUUUGGCUGUUGUUGCGCCUGUGAUUCCUUCUGCCAACCACAGAACUGUUAAUGGCACAGGACUUUCCUUUUAGUUACAUGUUGCCAAAUCCUGGUUUUUCUACGCUUUCACUUGUGGGUUCUCCAGGAUGCUCAUAAAUAGCGCUUUUCCCUGUUAGCAAACAAAGCAGAUGGUCUGAUAGCAGAUGGAGAUGGUCAUUAGUCUUCAUAGAUCAGUGCUACAGAAAGAGGAAACGAGAGGGCCUCUGCUUUGCUCUGUCUCCCGACAGUGCAAUCAGUCAGCUUGAUAGACAGGCUGGGUAGAUGGCAUCUUUAUUGAUUCCUUGAGGCAGCACAGAUGAUGGAAAUUCUGCAGUUGGCUGGUUAUAUACAACAAGCAGGGGACCUGCAACAAAAGGUCAGAGCAGGUUAAAUGUCAGCAUGGUUAGGCAUCUGCUAGACUGGAGGCUCACAUCCCAGCACGGGGUCCACUGGCAAGAGCACCCUGGACCUGCUGCAGUGUGUAGGUAAACUCAAUUGAGGGAGGGGUGUCAAGGGUGUCUUGCCUAAAGGGUCUCCAAAAUCCAGAGCUGGCACUAUGUUCAAGCAAGCCAGUUCCAUUUCUCCCUUCACACUCCUACUUUUCCUAUUCUUAAUUUGCAACUGAUACGCAGUGUUCUAACAGCUCCUGGAAGCCACACUGUACAUGCUUCAUUCUCAUUGGGCUCUUUCAGGUGUUGUAGAGAGUUGACCCUUUUGUUUCCCAGUGUUGUACCUCUAUAUACCUUGAGGCUUGCUGACCUACCUCUUUCUUCUCCUGUUGAUACUCAGCCUAUUGAGUUUUGCAGGAUGGGUUCUAAUAGGUAGGAGAGGAUGUAUUACCAUAAUUACAAUAUAUCCCUCCAGGCACCCACGUGUGUGGGUUGAAUGGAGUUUUGAAAUCCCACCAUUGGCAGCAAAAUUAAAAGCAUAGGAAUUAGGCUAUAAAACCUUGCUUUGAGCAAGUCCAACUAACGAAGUAAGCUGGCUUCCCCUUCUUAUCCCGCUUAACAAAGAAUCAAAACAGUAAGUAAGUUGAAGAUAUUUUUUACUUCCUUAAAGGUCUUGCCCUUGUUUUCAGCAAACAGCAGGCAAAAAUAAUUUUAGGUUAGAAAAUGCAUAGUUGAAUUCUAAAACACAGUCUACACUCAGGGAGACAUCCAUCUCCACUGAAGACAUGGUGAAGGAGAUAUCCAUCUUUCCAUCAAAGAGAGAGUUACUGACAGGAAGGAGAAGGUUUUUUAUUUCUCAUUUCUUCCUGCCACUGGAAGCAGGGGAAAUGACACCACACAGAGCUCUCUCUCCACUAAAUGCAUUCCUGUGGUUUGAGUCUGCCUAUCUAUAAAUUUAUAGCUCUGUGGUCAUUAGCCCCUAGACUUACUAAUUAACAAGAACAGGGGUGCCAACUUGAAUAAAAUAUUGGGGGGAAGGUAAGCCCCGCCCCACAUAAUCCAUCACAAGAUGUGGCGCAUCAACUUAGGGGGGGGGCAACCUCCUCCAAUAUUUUAUUGGGGAGGGUACUUAAAGGACCCUAGGAGCUGGCUCCCACGAACAAGAAUAUGCAUUGUUAGUUUUUUGUUUUGUUUAUACUGCAAAUCUCCCACAAGUUUGCUGUUAGAAGGAUUACAGGGAGAUGUUUCUCCUGCUAUAAAGGUAGUUAUUUGGGACUGAAGCAGUUGGUGUAUAUACAUACUUGGAUGUUCCUACAAAUGUUAAGACUGUGCACCCCUUGCUUGGUAGCCUGUGAUAGGUAAGAAUUGCUGUUGGGCAAGCAGGCAGGGAAGCCUUUGAAGAGGAGCACAGUUUGGAUCUUUACAGCAAAUCAACUUUGGUGUGCUGCAUUUCCAUGGCAGAAACACUGGGAAAUAGAAUGGAAAUGCUUUGUGGGAAUGGAGUGAGUUGAGAAUUGGGGGUUUCACUUGUGCUGGUACUAAGAGCGGGCAGUGUGGAUGUCAUUAGCCCAGCCUUGUAAAAAUAACCACUCUUCUGUUUGCCUGCGAUGAGACUGUUAUGAUUUGUCUGAGCCUAGUGCAAACUUUUCACAAAGAGCAGAAAUGAAAUCCUUUUUAUCUUUUGAAAAACAGACAAGGAAAACCUAGUUUGUGUUGAGCAAGCAGAAGAUUGGCUGGUAUCCUUCAAUUUCUUCUGGGUCUCUUUGUUUUGGAUUCCUGGGGUGGCUGGUGGGAAUUGUAAUAUGGAGGGUGCCCCAGAGCUUUAAUUCAAGUUCUCUGUCUGUCUGUCCUAGAGAAGCAUCUGAUACAGAAACUCCCUGUUCAGAAUGCUGCUGGUGUUUUUAGUUCCGUACACUGUUUCUGAUUUGGUUACAUCAAUUCUGGGAAGACCAGGAAGUGCCACAUAGGACAUAUGGGCUGAUUGAUUGGUUAUUUAAUUUCUUAUUCCACUUAAUAUGUUAAAAACAUUUCUAAGCGGUGUACAGAAAACUGAAGCAACAGCAGACAACUUAAACAAAAUAUUACAAAAAUGCACAGGUAGAUAUAAAAAUGUUACAUUAAUUAAUACGAAGUUAGAAGUACUUAUAUAUAUGUCACUAUUAUUUCAUUGAUAUUGCUUACAUUAAUUUAUUCAAUUACAUCAGGAUCAAUGAAUUUAUUUUUGUCAGUGACAGCCAACACCUUUUCUUCUUUUUCACUCUUACUAAAUUUGCCAUCAAUCAAUCAAUCAAUCAAGCCAUAAGCAUUAUCUACAACUUCAUUCCUUGCCUCCAUGGGAUCACUGGCUUAGCCCAAGCUCCAUUGACAUGGAGCUAUUUCCCCCUCUGUGCUUGGUUAGGUGGGAUUGAAACCACCUUGUGAUUUCAGUACUUGUCAAGUUGCCUUCAUUUAUUUGUGAAAUCUUGAGAGCACUUUUUUAAAAAAAAUUGCUGUCUUUUGCAUCUACACAGGACUUUUAACAGCAGAUUCAGGAAUGUGGGGUGCAAGUUUUGUCCUGUGCAUCAUGUGCCAGACUUAACGCUGACCCCAAGGUCUCAUUCCGCCUGGCCCAUAGCUGGAUGUUCUGGACUAAAGUUUGUUAUGUUGUCUGUUAACCAAAGUUGGUUUAAACUUUAGUUAAUAGCUGAAGAUAUCUUCCUGCCUUUUUAUCUUGUGUAAACACUAUUAAUCCCAAGAGCUGCCUUUUGCUAACCUUCAUGGACACCUGCAGGGUAUGUGGAUUUAAUGUGUAACCACCAUCCCUUUGGCUUCUAAGCUAGCCUCUGGCAUUUCCAACAGCAACAUUUACCUUAAAUACUCUGGGUUGAGACCCAAUGGGGUUGCAUCCAAUGCUAGUCCUACUUGGAGUAGACCCAUAUAAAUUAAAAGCACAAAUAACGUUGGCCCGUUCAUUCCAGUGAGUCUACUCAUGAAUAGAACUUGGUUGACCACAACCAUUGCCUGUCUGUAUACCCUCUUGAGUAUAGGUUCUAUGACAUUGUCGUGUGUGAGCUUAGGGUCCUCCCCCCCUCCCCCGAUUGCCAUAAUGUCACUCAACAAAACAGAUGCCUGGAUAGGAGGCAAUUUGUAUCCCCAUCAGGGCACUGGCUUCUGCCCAAUCCAGUCCUAUGCCUAAUUUAAUCCCUCCCCACUUUUAACGCUAAUGCCAAAAUCACUAGGGUCUUGGAGGGCUGGAUCAUGCCCCUGAACUGAGAGUUAGCCACUGCUGCCCUAGACUUAAAAGCUACAGUCUAACCUAAGGUAAAGGCAAAGGGACCCCUGACCCUUAGGUCCAGUCGCGGAUGACUCUGGGGUUGCAGCGCUCAUCUCGCUUUAUUGGCCGAGGGAGCCAGCAUACAGCUUCCGGGUCAUGUGGCCAGCAUGACUAAGCCGCUCCUGGUGAACCAGAGCAACGCAUGGAAAUGCCGUUUACCUUCCCACCGGAACGGUACCUAUUUAUCUACUUGCACUUUGACAUGCUUUCGAACUGCUAGGGUGGCAGGAGCAGGGACUGAGCAAUGGGAGCUCACCCCGUCGGGGGGGGGGGGGAUUCGAACCGCCUACCUUCUGAUCGGCAAGCCCUAGGCUCUGUGGUUUAACCCACAGCGCCACCUGCGUCCCACACAGUCUAACCUACUUGAUUUGAAAAAGGGCCAGUGAAAAUUCCUCAACUGUCCUUGGGUUACAGGUUACUUAGAUUCUGGGGAUCCGGGAUGAACAUUGUGCUUUGGAACUGGCACUCCCUGAUUGCUUGCUUCUGCCCCUCAUAACAAUUUUUAUUUUAUUUCAGUAACAAUUCCUGCCUUACUUGCAGCUUAUGAAUAAAUAAACACUGCCUUAAAACAAACAUAGGUUGGCUUUAAAAAAUGCUCAAGGUGCUGGCCCUGAAUGGCUGAACUUGACCACAAAGGGAAGGAGGAGUGGAACACCAUUAUGGGGUUCUGCUGGGGAACAAGGAAUUGCCUGAUUCCAAGUGGUAUAGGGCUCCAGCUUCCUCAGCCACAUUUUUGCAUUACCACUGGCAUGGUUCUGUUACAUCUUAAAAUCCUUACCCACAUUCUUGCUGGCACACACCCCAUAUUGCUGGCUCUAACACUGCAACAUUCUCUUCUCUUAGAUCCUUGGGAAGCAUUGGACAUUUUACACAAUUGUCCAGAAUGCUAGAGAAAACCAUGGCAAGCUUCGGCAAGAAGCUGAUCCGGCAGCGCACAGUGGACCUCAGCUCUGAUGAGACCCAGUUAGCUCGUUGCCUCUCCACCCUGGACCUGAUAGCUCUUGGUGUGGGCAGCACCCUUGGGGCUGGUGUCUACGUUUUGUCCGGGGAGGUGGCCGUGGACGACGCAGGCCCUUCCAUCGUGCUCUGCUUCUUCAUAGCGGCUGUCUCAUCAGUGCUAGCUGGCCUGUGCUACGCAGAGUUUGGAGCCCGAGUGCCCAAGGCUGGCUCUGCCUACCUCUACAGCUAUGUCACAGUUGGGGAGAUCUGGGCCUUCACCACAGGAUGGAACCUCAUUCUCUCCUAUAUGAUAGGUAUGUGCCGUUCGGCUCAGAGUCAAGGAGGUGACUUUGAAUGAGCAGACAAGAAUGAUUUCACCCUGAGAUCAGGUGCAAAGAAACAGGUUUGCCUGCAGCAAUGCAUCAAAGAAGCACCCUUCUCAGCGCCCAAACCCCUCAGGAGUAGGGGGCCACCUAGACUUACAUUACUCAUUACUUACAGAUUCAAAUAGCAUAACAGUUCAGUCACGGUUGAGAAAUAAUUUUAUGCAUAGUUUAUUUAAAAUAUUUGGGGGGCCGUUUCCCCCCGACUGAACUAUAUCCAAAAGAAUUUUACUAAAAAUUACUAAAAUAUAGAGAGGAGGGAUACAGUUCAGAAGGAAUUAAUAUCAAAACAGCAGCACAGAACUAAAACUACUAAGCAGCCAGGAGGUUUAAUUUGCCUCCUUAAUGAUGUUGUGGCUCCUUUACUACUCAGAGAGGGGUGAUUCUCAAAUGAAGCUUCAAUGGGAAAAAAAGCCUCUGUCCGGUCACUACCCAUCUAACCUUACCUAAUAGAGACACCUGGUAGAGAACCUUCUCAGUAGGCAUUGCUUCCUGGCCAACAGUUACUAUCAGCAGCCUCCUGAACCAACUUAACUUUCCAAGUAGUCUUCAAAGGCAGCCCUGCAAUACAGUGUAUUGUAGUAGUCUAAUCUGAAGUUUACCAAACAAGAAUAACAGUGGCCAGGCUAUCUCUAUCCAGAGAGGACAAGUAGCAUUUUGCUUUCUUCUGGAACAAGUGGCUCAUCUUGAUGUUGUGAGUUGUUCUCCCAUAUUCAUCUUGGGCAUCUCUCUGUGGUGUGCUGAGGCCCAUUCACUCUGUAUGUGGCUGGAAGCGGCUGAGGUUGUAUUUGUUAAUGAAGGGCUCUCCUUUUGGUUUCCAGGGACAGCAAGCGUCGCUCGUGCCUGGAGCUCAACCUUUGACAACAUCAUUGGCGGCCACAUCUCUAAUUUCUUCCACAAUCAUACUGCCCUGCAUGUGGAGAAUGUGCUGGCUAAAUAUCCUGACUUCUUUGCUCUCUUUCUGGUUUUGCUGCUUACAGGUGAGGCAAUCUCUGCAGCGGUAAGGACCUUCUUCCUUGGCAAUAAUCAUAGACUUGUAGAGUUGAGGGGGCAUGAGGACCAUCUAGCUCAACCCUCUGCAAUGUGGGAAUCUAAACUAGAUCAUACAUGACAGAUGGCCAUCCAACCUCGACUGAUUACAAACUUCUAAGGAAGGAGAGUCCACCACCUCCCAAGGGAGUCUGUUACACUGUUGAACAGCUCUCGCUGUCAGGAAGUUCUUCCUGAUGUUUAGUCGGAAUCUCUUUUCUUGUAACUUGAAGCCAUUGGUUCAAGUGCUAUCCACCAGAGCAGGGGAAUACAAACUUGCUCCAUCUUCCAGGUGACAGCCCCCCUCCUCAAGUAGCUUACUUGUCUAACCUCCACAGAAGAAUGAAAGAGGGAGAGAGCCUCAACAGAUCUUAAAUCAAUGCAGAGGUGGAAUCAGGGUUCUCCUGAAAUAUGCCAGUGACAGACUGUUUAUGGAGCACUGUAGUUCAGAGCCCCAUGAAUAGGUUCUUCUGCUCUAGAACGUGUUGUGAAGGUGAUCAUAAUCGUUAACCCAGCAAGCCUGGAGGCCUGCUCCCAAGAGACUUGGCAUAAAUCUGUGCCCCCAUCUCUCACUCUCUUUCAGGUUUGCUGUCGUUUGGUGUAAGUGAAUCUGCCCUGGUGAACAAAAUCUUCACAGCUAUCAACUUACUGGUCCUGAGCUUUGUCAUCAUUGCUGGCUUUGUGAAGGGAGAUGUCAAGAACUGGACCUUAUCCAAGGAAGAUUAUCAGAACCACACAUGGAAACACGAGGCUGGAAGCAGGUAAGGGCCCUUCUCCCCGUGCAUAACAUCUGCCUGACCUUCUCCCCAAGCUUCUGUUAAGUUUAGGACGGGAGGCAGCAGACUGUCCUGCUCUGUGGAGAAUAGUAUCUGGGUGCAGGUGGCCACCCACUCACUGCUCCCAGUUUUUAUUAUGGUGCUGUGCAGCACAUGGUUUUAGGGCAAUGUGACUGGUUUCCCCUCUCUGGGCACUGAGCAGGCACCAAGCAGAGAGGGCAUCCAGUAAGCACUUGUCCCCACUAUAGGAAGGAGGCCUGAGGACUCUGACAGGGUCCUAGAGUCUUCUUCCUCCUUCCCUUAGCCUAGUUAGUGCUUUUUCCAGCUUUAGGAAGGAGGUAGGAAGGCUUUAGGACCCUGUCAAAGCCCUUGCACAUUCUUCCUAAAACCCGACAGUGCAACAGUGGGGGCACCAAAUUUUGGCCUAGCUCAGGGCACCAUAGUACCAAAGUCCAUCCCUGGCUAAAGCAGGGGUGAAGAGGAAAGGAAGUAGCAGCAGAGAGGAGCCAGUUUGGAGAGGCCCUCAUGGUUCAUGGAUCAGCUGUUCUAGGGGGAGAUUUAAUUCAUCAAGUAUACAUAUUCCUGAGUGGCCCAUCAGGAGGUUGUUCUCCUACGUUUUGGCUUCCUUGAAUGUUGCUGAAGCACAUCUUUCUUUCUCUUGCAGCAUCGGGCGCUUUGGCAGUGGUGGCUUCUUUCCCUUUGGCUUCGAGGGGGUCCUCUCUGGGGCUGCCACGUGCUUCUAUGCCUUUGUUGGAUUUGACUGCAUUGCAACCACAGGUAGAGUAUCUGCAUUUGAGGGGUGUGGCGAAUAGGUGAGAAAUUCCCUUCUGUAUUUCCACAUACCCUGGAGGUGUGUAUUUCCACAUACCACAGGCAGGUGUGCAAUCAAGAGAGAGGGAAAUGCCACGCUCAGCAACUGGGAGUGAGCUGCGUGCAUCAACAGGGCCCUCUGGCAUCUCUGCUCUUCUCCCAGGGCAAGGCUGAGCUGCUGUUCCGUACUGUGCUUUCAGCAGGAAGUUUCUGCUUGUGAUCUGGGGAAAUAAGUCAUUAGCAAUGCAACUCCCUGCAGCAGUGCAGUGCCUCACCUGGAAGUUCCCAAGACCCACUUCAUAUGAAAUAGUUCUCCUGCCUAGAGAUGUUCUUUGCCUGAGUAGUAGAUUUGCAGGGCAAGUAAACAACCCCUGCACUGUGCAGAUUCACAUAUUUGAAGUAAUGUGGUGUGGUGUGAAUUAUGUGUGCAGGGUGGGGUCCAAGGCUGUGCCUGUCUUGGGUAUAGUAAAUGAGAGAGGAAUUUGCUGGAAUCUCAUCUGAGUUGUUCUGUUCAGUCUGCAUUUUAAUGUGAGCCUCAUUCAAACAAGUUACAUAAAUCAAGACACAGCUGCCUUUUCUGAAUUUUGGUGGCAAAAUUCUCCAGCAAAAAAAAGGGGGGGAGUGCAUAUUAAGAGGAAUUGCAGAGAUGCAGUCAUCAGGGCAAAACUGUGCACACAAAAAACAUAUAUAUGGAGACAAACGCGCAUGAGAAAUUUCGUGGUGACUUUAAGAAACAAGCACAAAAUAAUGUGGAAAUGGGACAAACUGACUUUAAGAUUAAGAGGUGCGAGAAACUGAAGUUGAUAGUUUUCUUCUGUCUCGACCCCUUUCUCCAGGUGAGGAAGCGCGGAACCCUCAGCGCGCCAUGCCCAUCGGCAUCAUUGCCUCACUCCUGAUCUGCUUUGUGGCUUACUUUGGGGUUUCUGCUUCCUUGACCUUGAUGGUGCCUUACUACUUGGUGAACAAGGAGAGCCCCCUGCCUGAUGCCUUCAAGGCUGUGGGGUGGGAGCCAGCCCGCUACGUGGUAGCUAUUGGCUCACUCUGUGCCCUCUCCACCAGGUAAGGGGUAAGGAAAAGCAGCAUGCAGUGAAUUUUCUACUGCUGUUACAUAGGAAACGUGAAGAGCUGUGUUAGCUCCAGUGUCUGAUCCUCAUAGUAUUGCAUAUGUGGACCCAGUAUUAUUAUUAUUAUUAUUAUUAUUAUUAUUAUUAUUAUUAUUUUAUUUUAUUAUAUUAUUAAUGAAUUAAUUACAUUUGUACACUGCCCUUCAUUCAUAGAUCUCAGGGCAGUUCAUGACAUAAAAAUACAUAAUAGAAAUAAGAAUGAAGAAUCCCUGCUCCCACAACACAUUUUAAAAGGGCAUCAGAUGUCAAUCAGCCAAAGCCCUGGUUAAAGAGGAACGUUUUCGCCUGGCUCUUAAAGGUGUAUAAUGAAGGCGCCAGCUGGACCUCCCUGAGGAGAGCAUUCCACAAAUGGGUUGCCACUGCAGAAAAGGCCCGUUCUUGAGUUGCCACCCCUGGACCUCUUGUGGAAGAGGCACACGAGGAAAGGCAUCAACUGAUCUUCUCAGGGUCUGGGUUGGUUUGUAACAAGAGAGGCGGUCCUUGAGGUAUUGCGGGUCUGAGUCAUUUAAGACUUUCUAGGUCAAAACUUGAAUUGGGCCCAGAAGCUAAUUGGCAGCCAGUGCAGUUGGGCCAGGAUCAGCAUAAUAUACUCAAAUCAUCUUGACCUGGUGAGCAAUCCUGGCUGCCAAAUUCUGCACCAGCUGAAUUUCCAAACCAUCUUCAGAUGCAGCUCUGCAUACAAUGCGUUUCAGUAAUCUAACUUAGAGGUAACCGGAGCACAGACAACAGAAAUUAGGUUCUCCUUGUCCAGAUAGGGGUGUAGCUGGGCCACUAGCUGAAGCUGAUGGAAGGCAUUCAACGCCACCUGAGCCUCAAAGGACAGCAAUGGGUCCGGAAGCACCCCACAAGCUGUGUAACUACUCCUUAAAAAGAAAUGUAACCCCAUCAAGAGCAGGCAGCAUCCCAGCCAUCUGGUCUAGGGAACUACAGUGGUGCCCCGCAAGACGAAUGCCUCGCAAGACAAAAAACUCGCUAGACGAAAGAGUUUUCCGUUUUUUGAGUCGUUCCACAAGACGAAUUUCCCUAUGGGCUUGUUUCGCAAGACGAAACGUCUUGCGAGUUUGUUUCCUUUUUCUUAAAGUCGCUAAGCCGCUAAGCCGUUAAUAGCUGCUAAGCCGUUAAUAGCCGCUAAGCCGCUAAUAGCCGUGCUGCGCAAGACGAAAAAACCGCAAGACGAAGAGACUCGCGGAAUGGAUUAAUUUCGUCUUGCGAGGCACCACUGUAUCCACUAACAGUAUCUCAGUCAUAUCUGGAUUGAGCUUCAGUUUAUUGGCUAUCAUCCAGUCCGUUAUCAAGGCAAGACAAUGGGUCCAGCACUUCCACUGCCUUACCUGCAAAUAAUAGCCUUUGCCAGCCCUACCUGAAGAGCCCAGGGACUGAACCCAGGACCUUCUUCAUGCAAAUUGUGUACUCUGUGGCAUCCCCAUUCCCUUCAUCUGCCACAGUUUUCCUCUUAGUUUAGUUGGUUUCAGCAUUUAAAUCCUACAAUCCUACUGUUGGAAGAGUAACUAACAAACAGAAGCUUGCCCAGUGGAGAAAAUGCCAAAGAGCUGUAAUCUAUAAAACAAAUAAAAAAGCAGAUAAGAUAAAUCAAAUCAUCAGCCAUACUUUAAAAGACCAGCAGGCAACACAAGGAGUCAAAAGGCUAUUAAAUGCCAUUAAAGGCUCAAGUGAAGUGGGCGCACUUUGCCUAGUACCUUCAAGGGUCGUACCAAAGUGUGAGGCAAACAUGUCUCAGGAUAGAGUUCCCUGAGCAUGGAUGCAACUACAGAGAAAGCCCUUGCCCCAGUAGCUGCUUACCUGUCAAGCGUAGGUCAGCAAUCAGAGCAAAACACAGUGUCAGUGAAGUUAAUUCUUUAUUCAAGAAACCAAAACGGUGCAGACCUAGUGGUCCUGGUAGGUCUUGGUAGGUCUUGCUCCAACAAGGCAGUUGCAAGGACUGAAGGUCCCCGCCAUCUCCCAACACUUCCUAAGGCUCCUCCUCUCCAGGUUCUUUCCAAAGCAAUUGGAAACUGCACCUGUGCACACCCCUCCUCUGCUUUGCCCUCUUCAUUUCAUUGCGUGUUCUAGGAGACCAAAGAGGAGGAGCUGGUCACAGCAGGACUGCUCCCUCUAUCUUCCACUUCCACCUCAGAGUCUGAACUGCCCCCUGCCUGUUCCUGCUCACUAAACUCUGUUACCCCUUCAGCUUCUGACACCUCCUUCUCCCAGUCUGCUCCCUUUUCCCUCUGGCCAGCACCAUCAUCCCACCACCAGUUUCUGGGCUCGCUGUUGGGUGUACCUCAGCUGGUGCCUCCCACCACUCUGCAUCCAGCCAAUCCAUGCAUUAUCUAAGCUUGGGACAUAGCUGCCUCCAUCCUAGAAGAUGGUAUGGUGGAUGUGGGAGUAGACAGUGUUUUGGACACCCUGGGCUUCAGGCUCCUUAAGUCAGGCCAUCAACUUGAUUUGAACCCAGAAGCAGACCAUGAGGGUAACUUGUGCUAAGGUGGCCACAGACUUCGUUCAUGAGCUGUUGGCCAUCUGCAUUCUCUUUGUAUGGAAGUUCUCAGAUAUGCCCAGGUCUUGAUUUUAUGUCUCUUCCUGCCCAAUGCAGCUUGCUUGGUUCCAUAUUCCCAAUGCCACGGGUGAUCUAUGCCAUGGCUGAAGAUGGACUACUCUUCAGGUUUCUGUACCGGGUCCACAGCCGAACCAAGACUCCCUUAGUGGCCACUGUUGUGUCAGGCAUCAUUGCUGGUAUGGAUAUCUUAGUGGGUCUUUGUCCUUUCGCCCUCUACACUUCCAUCACCAUUACCGCUCCUAGUGGUGCAGCAAUAAAAUUGCUAGCAAAUUUGAAAAGCUAAGCAGAGUCUAUUAUAGUUUCAAGUUGGAUGGGGGACUAUGUGUUGAUAUACUUGCAGUGCAGGGGAUUGGACUACAUGACCCUUGGGGUCCCUUACAACUCUAUGAUUCUAUCCAGUGUGGCGUAAUGGUUAGAAUGUUGGACUGUGACCUGGAAGAGCAGGGUUAGAAUCGCCAUCCAGCCAUGAAGCUCCCUGGGUGACCUUGAGCCAGUCAACAUCUCUUAGCCUAAUCUACCUCAAAGGUUUGUUGUGAGGAUGAAAUGGGGAGGAAGCAUGAACCACGUACACCACCUUGAGGUCCUUGGAAUAUAAAGGUGGUAUAUAAAUGUAGUAAAUAAAUAAGUAAGCCAUCCCAUGAGUCAUAUGGGGCUAUUAUCUUGCAGGUCUAAUGGCAUUUCUCUUUGAGCUGAAGGACCUGGUUAACCUCAUGUCCAUUGGCACUCUGCUGGCGUACUCCUUGGUUGCUGUUUGUGUUCUCAUCCUCAGGUGGGUACUUCUUGGAGUGAGCAGCACUCCACACAGAGUUCUCCAAGCCAUGUCUAGGCCUGGUGGAUGCUCCUUUGCAGAAGGACUGACAGGGAAUUGCAGUUUCCUUUUACUUAACUCUGCCUUUGCUGAUAGAUACCAGCCUGACCUGUUCGCUCCCUCCAAAGACUUGGAAAUGCUUGAGAUGAAUGGAAGUGAAGAAGAGAAGGUGGUGAUUAAUCUCUCUCUCCGUGAUGGCCAUGUGGCCCUGAAAGACAAGUUCACCUGGAGGCGCCUUUUCUGCCCUUCCGGAGAUGUUCCAACUUCCAUCUCAGGGCGCAUUGUCUACAUCAGCAGCACAGUUGUCUGUAAGUGCUGGCAUGUGCAGGGUCUAAACUGUGCAUGUUUGCUCACCUGGAUGGGCAAAGCCGGAGUGCACCACAGGGGUGAUGCUGAGCCCCUGCUGCUUCCCAAGGCAGAGCUCCGGUUUGGCUGUGGAGAUGGAUGUGAGUGGGUGGGUUAGCUCAAAGCAUAAGUGCUGCAUGUUCUGACUCUGAUAUUUCCAGUUAAAACAGGAAUGAGGAACCUGUGGCCCACCUAUUGUUGGUGGCUAGAGCCAUGAUUCUCAAAGGGUGUGGUAUGCCACACUGAUGUGAUAGGAGAGGAUAGCAAGUGUGGUGGGAAGAUUCAAGGACAACCAACAUUAUAUUUUGGGAAUGAUAUAUGUUCUUAUGUAGCUGAAUUGUUUUCUACUUUCUGGAUGUCCCAUAUUAUAAAGCAGUUGUGUUCUAAAUCAAGUACUACUGGGAGUUGUUUCUUUUUGUUUUCCAAUUUAUCAAUAAAAAAUCCAGUGUGGUGCAAGUAAAUUUUUAUUCUGAAAUUGUGGCCCAGAGGAAAAGAUUUGCGAACCAGUAGGUUAGAGUUUCGGCAAGGACAAGGGAGAGCAGGGGCCAGAUCCCCAGUAAUCCGGGACCAGUCGCUGCCUCUCAGCCCUAGGUUGUGGUGAGAGUAAAAUGGAGGGGGCACAACUAUGUGUGCCACCUUGAGCUCCUUGGAGGAAAGGUGGACUACAAAUUGAAUGAAUGAAUGAAUGAGCCUUCCAUCUUCUCUGGCCCCAACCAUGUGAGUUGGGGCUGAUGUGAGUUGGUGUCCAGCUUCUAGAGGUCUCUGCCUUGAGGUAAAAGAUUCUCAGGUGGAACGAUGGGGCAGUUUUCAGCUCUAUAAAUCUGGCUUUUGGUGGUCUUGUCUUGCAGCUCUGAUGAUCACCACUCUCUGUGGCAUCUUGGCACAACAGUCAGCAGCUCUCAUGCAACGCAGUGUUGGCUGGGUCGUUGCCUGUGUGGUUCUCCUGGUUGUUUCACUCGUUGGCACCAUCAUCAUCUGGAGGCAGCCAGAGAGCAAGACACGCCUCACUUUCAAAGUAAGAGUUCUGGCCAAAGGGCUGCCUUUGCUUGUGGGAUUUUGGGGCACUUGCAUGUGGCAGAGCUGGAUUACCUCAAGCUGGCACAUCAGCGCUUGCCAAGCAAUCUUCUGCCAUUGCUGGAUCUUUUGGGGGAGAGAUAAGCCAUCACAUCUUUCUCCCAUUUCAGAAGUUGUGUGUGUGUGUGUGUGUGUGUGUGUGUGUGUGUGUGUGUGUUUACUUCGUCUUUCCCUCCUGGACAUGAUUACUUGAUGGGUCAUUUCUCUCUCCCUCUAAAGUUUGGGAGUAUUGUGCCCUCUACACUGCACUUAAGGCUUUAGUUCAGCUUGCUUUACAGGACCCCUCUGGUUCUUGCUGGCCUUUGGCUAGGGUUAGGGGGAAGGUGAUAGGGCUCAAGAUGUCCCUUCCUUCAGGAAGUGUUAUGUUCCUGCCUGCAGGAAUAGACUAGGACUUUCUGUUCAUUGUCAAAUUACUGGAAAUGGAAGGGCAGUCCCAGAGAUCCAUUGGAUGAUCCUUUGUUUGCUCCCUUCAAACCUUGAACUCUGAUGGGGGAAGUGGGGGGGAUUCCCAAGUACAGUACAUUCGCAUCUUACAUGCAAUUAACUUGUGUGAUUUCAACCUUGUGUGGUUGAAGUCCACAAAUUAAUUUCACACAAGUUGGACAGCUUAAACGCUCCUUUGCACUGGGCUUUCUGAUGCAAAAAGAGAUUUUAAGCUCCUAGACUUGCUCACCAGGCUCUGGGAGGCUUUAAAGAACUCGUGGGAACUUGGACGGUCCAGGGAGGUCUUGUGAGAGCAGCCCAGAGCUUUAAAAACUCUCUGUCUUGUUUAGAAGAUAAGGAUGGUCAUGCAGGGACAGUUCCAAGGGGAGCAGUUCAGCUGUAUGCGUUUCUGCAGAUAUGUGCCAUCCCCAGAACGUAAACCCCAUACAAGGCACAAUUGUACUGUAGUAUAGGGGGAAAUGAAGAAUUUGCAAUCUGCUCUAGGGGAACUGAGUGACAUCCCUUCUGCAAUAGCAUCUGUUAUGAGAAUCCUCUUCUUCCAAUUGUGUAAAAAGCAAUUAUUUCCCCAACCUACCCCAGCAACUGCAACUAUCCCUACGGAUAACUGCUGCUUGUUGUAGGUACCUGUUGACCUGUAUCUAUGAUAUCACUCAUGACUUAGCAUCACAACCUGCCCCCUCUAUGCCAAUGAAAUUUUGCAAGCAACAUUCUUCUACUUCCCCACAGCUCCCAUCAAUGCAAUCUACUUGGAUGCAGUCUUCCAGUUGAGUGCUCAGCCACUGUUAAUUUAAAAGCAGCGCCAGCCUCCUGCUUCAUUCUGUAAAAGAGCAAGACAACAGUCUCCUUCUGCACAGCCUCACUAUUUCAGGAACAUGAUGGAACUGAUGGGAGGAAAGGAUUUUCAGGAGAGGAUCUUUGGAAAAUAUUGAGAAAGCCAUUCUUUCCCCAUGCUUCCUCUCUCCUCCCCUUAAAUACCAUUACUUGGAGACUGGAAAUUUGUACUGGAGGCACAAUAUAGGGGUUGGUCUAAGACUGUGCUUCACCAGCCCCUGCUUUUAGGCUCCCCACCCCACUGCCUGGAAAGUCCCGAUUGAAGACCAGGCUAAGCUUUAAUCCUAAUGGAAAUUGUGGGUGGUAGCUAGUUUUUCCCAAAAGGCAAGGUGUUUUGCAUCCUCUUGCAUUGGGCCUGUUUGUCUUUUACAGGUCCCUGGCCUGCCACUGCUCCCCCUCUUCAGUAUCUUGGUGAAUAUCUAUCUCAUGAUGAAGCUGGAUGCAGGUACCUGGGCCCGUUUUGCUGUCUGGAUGGCAAUAGGUAAGGAGCCACCCUGUCUGUGAAAGCUACCAUAACAGGAAACAGUCCCAAUCUCACUUGGUGGUUCAUUUCUUGGUUGCUAGGGAAGCCUGGCUGUGGAUGCUUUGUGACCAUUGGACUCCAUUUCUCUUCUAGGCUUUGCCAUCUAUUUUGGAUAUGGGAUCCGCCACAGUGUACAAGGACAAGUCACUCCACAGUCUCAGAUAGUGGCAAGCAAACCUCUCCAGCGGGCACCCUCCGAUCUGAGCCAAGAUAGAGAUAUCUGAGAAGAGGAUGUGGUUCUUUCCUUGUCCCCACCUCCUACCCACCACAGGUCCCCUUGAGCUCUACCUGCCUCCUGUGCCACCCCAGGACAAGCAGAUGACAAGCUCUUGGGCAAAUGGUUUCUCCAGCAUGCUGUAGUAUAUCCAAGUCAAUCGUGUCAUCCUGUAGAGCAGGAGGGGAGAGGAAGCACCAGCAGGAAGUGGGGCAGACUCAAGGGAGAGCUGAUUCUUCUGCUCUUGGGGGGAAGACAACCCCCGAGCAAAGAAGCUGCCCCUCCCUUCAUGUCUGUGUUUAUUCUCUUUGGGCCGUGUUGGCAAGAGGUUGUCUUUCUCACAUGUAGAUGUUUGUGAAAGUGUCAGCUUGUCUGCAGUCCAAAAACAUGUCUCUAGACCCUGAAGCUAUAAGUAUUUGUUGCUGUCCUGUUCAUUGUUUGUAUAACGUCAAAACAUUGAUGUUUUGUACGAUUAAAACUCCAAAGGACCAUUUUUAAAAAAAUAAAAAUGUGGGUUUUUUUGUUAUGUU